CUUGAUGAUCUUGACGUGCUGCAGAUUUCAUAACGCCCACAGGGAGCGUGUCCUCGUUCUUCUCUCCGUGGACCAAACACAUCCAGAGGUUCUGCUGAGAUCAGCUGGACGCUGAGGGACCCUCCACUGUCAGAUGAUGAGGUGACCUGAGAGCCGCGGUGAUGGAGAACCUUUGGUGUGUGGCUGGGACCAUUUUCCAGCUGUGGAUGUUCGUGGUGGUGUUCUUCAUCAUGCUUCCCGCCAUGUUCGGCCUUUCUCUGGGGGUCACCGAAGUCUACAUCCAGGUUCUGGUCAAAAUACUCGAGUGGGCCACAUUACGCAUCCAGAGGGGCCGACAGGAACAGCCCAGCGCCUCAGUCCCUCUGCAUAAGGGGAUCAUAGAGCGAGCGGGGGGGUCCAUGGAGGAGGAGAUGUGGCAGCUCCGGUGCUCUCGGCCCGAGGCGGCGGGGGCCUUCUGUUUGAGCGAUGGUGUGUAUUUCUGUAAGAAGGGUCUGGAGAGCAUUGUGGAGGACCAGGUGACGCAGAGAUUUUCCUCAGAGGAGUUGGCUUCCUGGAACCUUCUGACCCGCACCAACCAAAACUUCUACUACAUCAGUCUCCGCCUCACCAUCAUCUGGGGCCUCGGAGUCUUUGUGCGAUACUGCAUCCUCUUACCCUUCAGGAUUGCUCUGGCCUCUACCGGUCUCUCCUGGCUGGUGAUUGGAACAUCUGUGGUUGGAUUUCUGCCUGAGAGCAGUGCAAAGAACUGGCUGAGUGAGCUGGUCCACCUGACCUGCUACAGGAUCUGUGCCAGAGGACUGUCCGCUACCAUCCACUACCACAACAAAGAGAACAGGCCUCAGAAGGGAGGAAUAUGUGUUGCGAACCACACUACCCCCAUCGAUGUGGUGAUCCUGGCCAAUGAUGGUUGCUACGCCAUGGUCGGACAGACUCAUGGAGGUCUGCUGGGGAUCCUUCAGAAGUCCAUGGUCAGGUCCUGCCCCCAUGUCUGGUUCGAGAGGUCGGAGAUGAAGGACCGAAACGCAGUGACCAGCAGACUGAGACAUCACGUCGCUGCAAAGACCAAACUUCCCAUCCUCAUAUUUCCUGAAGGAACAUGUGUCAACAACACCUCAGUCAUGAUGUUCAAAAAGGGAAGCUUUGAAAUCGGAGGAACCAUUUAUCCAGUAACUAUUAAGUACGACCGUCGCUUCGGGGAUGCUUUCUGGAACAGCAGCAAAUACAACAUUGUUAGCUACCUGCUGCGCACGAUGACCAGCUGGGCCAUAGUGGUCAAUGUGUGGUACCUCCCUCCCAUGACCAUACAGGAUGGAGAGGAUGCAGCUCAGUUUGCCAACAGAGUCAAGUCUGUCAUUGCUCAUCAGGGUGGACUGCUGGACCUGGCGUGGGAUGGAGGACUGAAGAGAUACAAAGUAAAGGAUUCCUUAAAGGAGGAGCAGCAGAAGACGUACAGUAACAUCAUAGUGGGACAAAACGACAUCAGAACCACAAAAACAUGCAGCGAGACCAGAGGAUCAAUAAUGCUGGAUCAAUGAAGAACAUGUGAUCAGCUGUCAGCUUGGAAACUGAUGAAGUAUCAGAAGCUAAAGCUGACUGUUCAUUAGGGAGGACUGUGUUAAUAUUCCACCAGGCUUUUGUUUUCAUUAAAUGUUUUCUAUGUACUUUGUGUGUGUGUGGGUGUGUGUGUGCGUGUGCGUGUGUGUGUGCGUGUGCGUGUGCGUGUGUGUGUGUGUGUGGGUGUGUGUGUGUGUGUGUGUGUGUGUGUGUGUGUGUGCAAUAAUGUCCAUCCACCAGCAGGGAGCAGUGUGUGAUAACACAGUCUUUCUGUCUUGCUCCUCCCUGGAUUGGAGGACAUGUCCUGUUUCUCUUACAGGCAGUGUCACCACGGCGAUGGUGUUCUUUCUGUGUGAGAAUGUGGGAUGUUAUUUUUAUAGAGCUGUAGUUAUAGAGCAGAAAAUGAAAAAAAUAUUUCUUAUAACAAGAAGAAACUUAAAGAUGCAUCAUUCACUGAAAGAUUUUAUAUUCAUUGGUUGAUUUUUUUUAAACUACAUUUUCAUGCGAUCGUCACAUAUUUGGCGGUACUUUAGGACUGCAAGAAUGUGAUUGUGGAUUUUUUUUAAAUGACUUUUUUCCAUUUUAAUGCUUUUCUGUACAAAUUAAAGAAAGUAGUUUUGAUUUUCACACUUUUUAAAUAUGGCAAAUACUUUGGAAUUUUAAGCCUGCACUGCAGGAAGAAUAUAACUGUGGGGACUGAAAUGGAAAAAAAAGGUGAAAUAGA
Messenger RNA from Xiphophorus maculatus (southern platyfish), 2278 nucleotides. RefSeq names its product glycerol-3-phosphate acyltransferase 3 (gene gpat3). Gene Ontology annotation, cellular component: endoplasmic reticulum. Gene Ontology annotation, biological process: triglyceride biosynthetic process. Bases 162 to 1535 code for a protein of 457 amino acids. The transcript has 13 exons. Gene Ontology annotation, molecular function: glycerol-3-phosphate O-acyltransferase activity. The record is from RefSeq and is a predicted model, not a curated record. NCBI's taxonomy places the organism in Eukaryota, Metazoa, Chordata, Actinopteri, Cyprinodontiformes, Poeciliidae.